This is a messenger RNA of Harpegnathos saltator (Jerdon's jumping ant), 3338 nucleotides long. RefSeq names its product probable ATP-dependent RNA helicase CG8611. Gene Ontology annotation, molecular function: nucleic acid binding; ATP binding; RNA helicase activity. The record is from RefSeq and is a predicted model, not a curated record. The transcript has 9 exons. The coding region runs from base 242 to 3190 and encodes 982 amino acids. NCBI's taxonomy places the organism in Eukaryota, Metazoa, Arthropoda, Insecta, Hymenoptera, Formicidae.
UGCAAGAACUGCCUAAUGUCUCUCAUAUUAUCGACAUUAGCGCACUCCAAAUAGCACUCCGAACGUGCGCAUGCGCGCAUUUUACUGUAUCUUGACAACGUGCGUGACCAUGUGGUCCGACUGACUGCCCUGAGUUGCGUGAUAUUUUUGCGUAUUUUAUUGCGUGAAGUGUGUGUAAAAAUAGUGUAUGUAAUACAGAACAAUAAUUAUUUCCUGCUAAGCAGUUCACAUUUUAUUCACGAUGGCAAUUCAAGAAAUGGACAUUUGUUUAAACGUAACGGCAGAGCCAGUUGUUACCGCGAAGAAGGUAGGCGCUAGGUUAGGUUAUGAGAAAAAAGACAAGGUAGGUAAGACUUUGGUUAAAAGAUUGAAGCACCAAUCUUUGCAAGAAGGUACAACCGUUAAUAAUAAGGAAUCGAAAAGAAAUAUGAAUACACAAAAGAUGGGAGGUAAAACAAGAAUUAAACAGAAAUCUCUAUCGGAUAUCUUUGCUAAGAAAUUAAAAGACACAAAUGCUAUUGCUCGUAAUAUACCACAACAGUCACAGGUUUCAUCUCAAGCUAAAAAUACAGAAGCUAAAGUUGUAGAAACAGGAAAGAUUAAACAAUCUGAUACAAUAGACAAAAAAGCUCCAGCAUCUGACAAAAUUCCAUCCACUGUAAGUUCUGAAAGCACAAAUGAACCGAUGGUAUCCUUUACAAAGGUGCUAAAAGGAGAUAUUGGUAAAACUUUGUUAGUUAGAAAGAGACAUGCAUCAGGGAAUGAACAAAAGAAAUCUCUUUCCGACAUAUUCUCAAGUCAAAUAAAGAAUCAGACGCAAUUAAAUAUAAACACGAUUCAAAAGCAUGACAUUAGUAGAAGUAAUGUGCAGGACAAAGAAUCUGAAAUAGCAGCUAACGAACCAUCCGCUUCAAGAGGUAAAAAGGGAAGAGCAGAAAAUGAUGGACAAAAAGGAAAGGAUAGAAAUAAAAAAAUUGGAAAGAAAUAUAAAGAAAAGUUAGCAAAUGAUGACAGGGACUUAGACAAGAAUCCAAGAUUAUCGCACAGACCUGGAGGAAAAAUCUCCUCCUUGUUUGGCAAUAAUCCUGAUAUACCGACCAUAGGCCAGAGAUUCGUGAAACCUGUGGAUGAGCCAAUUUUUACAGAGAUUACUUUUGAAGAUCUCAAUAUUCAUUCACAUAUGAUAUCAAAUUUAGCACAAAAUAUGAAUAUUACAAAGAUGACUACGGUUCAACAGAAAGCGAUUCCUCAAAUAUUCUCAGCUAAGGAUAUUUUAGUAAGAUCUCAGACAGGUUCUGGGAAAACAUUAGCAUAUGCCAUACCCAUUGUUGAAUUAUUACACAAAAUCAGGCCCAAGUUAAAUAGAAACUCUGGUUUGUUGGCUCUUAUAGUUGUGCCAACAAGAGAAUUGACUUUACAAACAUACGAGUGUUUCAUAAAAUUGGUUAAACCAUUUACAUGGAUCGUACCGGGAUAUUUAAUUGGUGGAGAAAAGAGAAAAGCAGAAAAGGCUCGAUUGAGGAAAGGAUGUAACGUGUUAAUAGCUACUCCCGGUAGAUUAUUAGAUCACAUGCAGAACACGAAAGCAUUGAAAUUGCAUGAGGUGAAAUAUUUUGUGUUAGACGAAGCUGAUAGAAUGCUCGAUAUGGGAUAUGAAAAAGACAUCUCUGGGAUAGUGAGCGCUUUAAAAGUAUCAAGUACUAACAAAGACGAAUCAGGAUACGAUCCUAUAAAAAAGCAAAAUAUUAAAAAGGUGUAUACAGACGAAGAUAUCGAAACUCUAAAACAGGAAAGUACGGAAGAAAAAGAUGAUGAAAUAACAAAAGGCAGUGCCGAUAAUGAAAAACAAAAACAGACGUAUCAUUCUAGUGAUGACGAAGAAACCUCCAACUAUGCUGUUCCAAUGAAGAAAAAACAAAAAGGUACAAAACAUUCUAUUGCGGUUGAAAAAUCCGUCUCGGAAGCGGAAAGUACUCGAGACAUCGAGCAAAAUCGCGAAGAUAAAGAUCAAUCGAGAAGACAGACGAUUCUACUUUCCGCGACAUUAACGCAAGCCGUCGAAAAAUUAGCGGGUCUGGCGAUGCGGAGCCCGAUCUUCGUUGACGCGGCUAAAGCAAAUCUAGAAAUGAGUGCCGGAGACGUCAGUGAGAUCAAUGAAGAUUUGGUAGUGCCGCAAAGUGUGAGCCAAAAUUACAUAGUCACUCCACCUAAAUUAAGAAUGGUCACUUUGAGUGCUUAUAUCGCCGGAAAGUGUCAGACUCCCGGACAGCACAAAAUACUGAUAUUUAUGGCCACGCAAGACAUGGUGGACUAUCAUACCGAGAUUUUAUCAUCUAUCCUUACGAAACCGAUCAACGACGAUGACGAAGACUCCGAUCCGUUGGUUGACGUAGAAUUUUUUAAACUGUACGGUAACAUGCCGCAGAAAGAAAGGACGGAAGUUUUCAAAACGUUCAGGCAAGCGAAAAGCGGAGUACUACUGUGCACGGAUGUCGCAGCACGAGGAUUGGACAUGCCCAAGGUGGACUGCGUCGUUCAGUAUACGGGACCGACUUCGGCCAGGGAUUACGUUCAUCGAAUCGGUAGGACCGCACGCGCCGGGUCCUCCGGCACGGGGACGAUCUUCCUGACGCCCUCGGAGAUCGACUUCGUACGGAUGCUCGAGUCGAGGCGUAUCAGAAUCAAACAGCAGGACAUGAACGAUGUCUUGGACAAGCUGUUGGGGCCUCUUUCUAAGCACAACUCUGUGCAAGCGGCGGCUACCGCUCUUCAAAACGACUUUGAGAAUCUGCUCUUGGAGAAUCGGCAGCUUAACGCGAAAGCGUGCAAAGCGUACGCCUCCUGGGUGUGUUUCUAUUCGAGUUACCCCCGCGACAUGCGCGAGAUAUUCAAUCGGAAGGCGCUUCACUUGGGUCACUAUGCGAAGAGUUUCGCAUUGAGGGAUCCGCCGCAGCGAAUCGGCGGGAUCAGCAAGAGACUACGCGAAGAAGAGAGCUCGAGGCCCAAGCACAACAAUCGACUGUCAAACAAGCCAUCCGACGGAGUGUCACAAAAGGUACCAAAGGGUCAAGACGGCGAGGGACAAAGAACGGGGUUACUGAAGAGGGUCAGGAUGCUCAAUACCUCCGAGUACGACAGUGGCCUCGAACCCCUGAAGAAGCCAAAGAAGCAACCGGGAGCUUCGCGCUGAUCGCGACUCGACACAUUGUAAACAGAAUGCGAUCUCACACCUUGCAAACGCGCAUUCUUUCUCUGUUUUACCCUUUAUCGAAACUGACUAUUCCGUUACGGAAUGUAUAUUUCAAGCUCUGUUGAUACUUACAAUUUACAUUCUUAGA